ACGGGAUGAUCAACUACAUCUUGGGCGUGGAGUGGCGGGACAACAUCAGAUACAAGUUAAUACAGGAAGAGACGGGAAAAUCCCAGGCUGAGAGCCAGACUUCCUCCAUCACUGCCUACCAUCUCCACCACCAGGUAGGGUUUAACAUCGACUGCUCUCUGACUAUCAUCGACACGCCAGGAUUUGGGGACACCAGGGGCAUCAGCCAGGAUCAACAGAUCAUUGACCAAAUCCGCACGUUCUUCACUUCCCCACAGGGCAUUGAUCAGAUCGACGCGGUCUGUUUCGUCGUCCAAGCCUCUCUGGCUCGCCUGACCCCGACACAGAAAUAUGUCUUCGAUUCCAUCCUUUCCAUUUUUGGCAAAGAUAUCGCGGAGAACAUUCAGAUAAUGGUGACAUUCGCGGACGGGCAGCGCCCCCCAGUUCUGGAGGCACUGAAAGCCGACAAGGUACCCUGCCCCAAAGACAAAAACGGAUUGUCAGUUCACUUCAAGUUUAACAAUUCUGCCAUUUUUGCCCAGCGUCCGACCUCUGGUGACGAGGGGAGAUCUGACGACAGUGGGGAAGAGGAUGAUGACUUUGACCAGAUGUUGUGGAAGAUGGGGUCAAACAGUAUGAAGAAGUUCUUCGCAGCUCUGAGCAUGAUGCAGGCGAGGAGCCUGCUCCUGACCAGAGAGGUUCUGAAGGAACGUAGCCAGCUGGAGUCUGUAGUGGCCGGGUUGCAGCCUCUGAUCCAAGCAGGGCUGACCAAAUUAGAGGAGCUCAAGAAAACCCAACAAGUUCUGAACCAAAAUCAGUCCAAACUGGAGGAAAAUAAAUACUUUGAGCACGAGGUCGAUGUGACUGUUAAAGAAAAGAGGAAACUUGGCAGCGAUGAUUCAUUAGUAAACAACUGUACGGUUUGUGAAUACAGUUGUCACGACCCCUGUAUGUAUGCAGGUUAUAUUUUGAAAUACUGGUGUUCAUCAAUGGACUGGCGGGGAAAUUGUGUAGUCUGUCCGGGGAAGUGUGCCUCACAAAAUCACGUGAGGGAAAAGUACAGGUAUGUCUGUGUAACAAAAAAGGAGAAAAAGACGUACAUUAAACUGAAGGAAAAGUAUGAGAAGGCAUACGGUGAGAAGAUGAGUCUGCAGAAGAUUAUGGAGAAACUUGAGCAGGAGUUUGCUGAGGUGGGGAACACAGUUCUGGAGCUGAUUCAAGAAUUAUCCCAGGGCAUUAGACGACUUGAAGAAAUAGCCCUGAGACCAAACCCGUUGUCCACCCCGGCUUACAUUGACCUCCUGAUUCAGGCUGAGAAAAAGGAGGGGAAGCCCGGCUUCAUUGAGCGAAUUCAGGCACUGACCGCUUUGAAGAAGAAGGCAGAGGUCAGAGAACAAAUCGCGAACAACGAGAAGCUGUUACCAGAGUGUUCGAAGGCAGGUGCGGCGGGAGGGAAAAGUACUGGCGAAAUGUUAAAGAAAAAAUUUUCAAACGUGAUGAACUGGUUCUCUUCCAAUUAGUAACUGCGAAACAUUCCAGCUGUUUUCCAGUGUGUCUCAUUCAACCGAUACACAAAUCCUCAUUCUAAUUCCUCGUCCUUCCCCUCCCCCAUCUGCCCAUUGCCUUUCACACCGAACCUUCCUUCCUCGAAGCUGCCUCCUUCUCAACAUAUUCCCAUAGGCCCCUUAUCCCAGGAAGGCUUUGCUGGCAAUAGAGAGGGUCCAGAGGAGGUUUACUAGAAUGAUCCCAGGAAUGAGUGGGUUAACAUAUGAUGAGCAUUUGACGGCACUGGGCCUGUACUCACUGGAGUUUAGAAGGAUGAAGAGGGACCUUAUAGGAACUUACCAAAGCGUGAAAGGCCUGGAUGUGGAGAGGAUGUUGCCACUAGUGGGAGAGUCUAGGACCAGCGGUCACAGCCUCAGAAUUAAAGGACUUUUUUUAAGAAGAUGAGGAGGAAUUUCUUUCAUCAGAGGGUGGAAUUCAUUGCCACAGACAGUUGUGGAGACCAAGUCGAUGGAUAUUUUAAAGGCAGAGAUAGAUAGAUUCUUUGAUUAGUACGGGUGUCGGGUUAUGGGGAGAAGGCACGAGAAUAGGGUUUGGGAGGGAGAGGUAGGUCAGCCAUGAUUGAAUGGUGGAGUAGAAAUCUACGUUUUAAAAAUGUCCAUUGACUUGGCAAUGAAUUCCACAGAUUCACCAGCCAUCCAACAUUCAUCCUUGUCUCUUUUCUAAAGGAACGUCCUUUUAUUCUGAGGUUCUGGCCUCUGAUCCUAGACUUUCCCACUAGUGGAAACAUCCUCUCCACAUCCACUCAAUCCAGGCCUUUCACUGAUUCGGUAAGUUCCAAUGAAAUCUCCCCGCAUCCUGCUAAAUUCCAGCGAGUACAGGCCCAGUGCCAUCAAACGCUCAUCAUAGGUUAACCCACUCAUUCCUGGGAUCAUUCUCGUAAACCACCUCUGGGCCCUCUCCAGCACCAGCACAUUCCUCUUCAGGCAUGAGUGUUAGGUAUGACUCUAUCUGCUAAGGCGAUAAUUGCUCGCAAUUAUCCAAAUGUGGUUUCACCAGCACCAUAUAAAGCCUCAUCAUUACAUCCCUGUUUUUGUAUUCUAGUCCUCUAGAAACAAAUGCUUCUCCAAACAAAGCUCUUCCCUCUGUGCAAGUGUACAGCAGUCCUGUGUAUCAGCUUUAUUCCCCAUACCUUCUCUACGAUUGACUUUAGGUUCAGAGGCCUGGAAUUACCUGGUUUAUCCCCGCUGCCCUUCUUGAAUAAAGGGACCACAUUUGCUGUCCUCCUGAUUUCUUGCACUUCAGUCGUCAAAGUGAACAAUAAGAAUCUCUGCCAGACUCAAAGCAAUCUCCUCCCAUGGUAGUCUGGGCUACAUCCAUCGUAAAUCUCCUCCAAGAUAUAUAAUAUUUCCUUUUUAAUGGUAACAUGUUCUAAGGUUCAAGAAAUGCAAUUUCCUUCCCUUCAGUAAAUACAGAGCAGAGGUCAGAGUGAGGCCCAGCGCAAAUUGGCAGAACAGUACCUCAUAUUUCACUUGGGCAGCUUAUAACAGCGGUAUGAAUUUUGACUUCUCUAAUUUCAAGUAAUCCUUGAUUACCCUCUCUUUCCAUCCCUCCCUCUUCCCAGUUCUCCCACCAGUCUGACCGACCCCGUAUCUGUUUGUUUUGUUGGCACCAUCUCCUAGCUAACAAUGAUCUAUUCAGUCUGAAGAAACAUCACCCAUUCCUCGUCUCGAGAGAUGCUGCCUGACCUGCUGAGUUACUCCAGCUUUUUGUGUCUAUCUUCGGUGUAAACCCGCAUCUACAGUUCCUUUCUAUACAGUGUAGAGGUACUGAUUUCAGACUUCACCUAAACCUGUGGUACCACAUAGAGAUGGUUCCCGAAUGGGUCCUAUCCUUUUACUGGUUACACAUAAAAUGCUUUGGACCAGUAUUUCAUAUUGUCUGCUAGUGAUACUUUUAUGUCCCUCUUUGCACUUAUAAUCAAUUUUUAAUUACCGCUCUAUACCUCUAACACCAGAAGUAUUCACACUGGGUGGUACAGUGCCACAGCGGUAGAGUUGCUGCCUCACAGCGCUAGAGACUAGGGUUCGAUCCUGACUACGGGUGCUGUCUGUGCGGAGUUUGCACGUUCUCCUCGUGACCUGCAAGGGAUUUCUCCAGGGUCUCCGGAUUCCUCCCACACUCCAAAGACAUACAGGUUUGAAGGUUAAUUGGCUGCUAUCAAUGUAAAUUGUCCCUCGUGUGCGUAAGAUAGCGUUAGUGUGCGGGUAUCGCUGGUCGGCGCGGUCUCAGUGGGCCGAAGGGCCUGUUUCCCUGCUGUAUCUCUAAACUAAAACUAAACUACAUCUUGUGGUUUUACAUAGAGAUUGGUCCCCAAUGGGUCUUAUCCCUUUACUGGAUCAACAUAAAAUACUUUGGACCUGUUCUUAAUCUUGUCUGCCAGUAUUACUUUGUAUUGCUCUACUUCUAAUACAAUUUUAUCCCCUUUUACUUCUAAAUACUUCCCCCUUGUAAUUCAAUUCUAAAUAACUUUUCUCUACCAAAACCAAUAGGUAGCAAUGUUACAAAAUUUUGAGAUUUAAAAAAUCAAGUCUGCAAUUUAUCCCAUCAGAUAAAGCAUAAAAAGAAGUUUAAUUUGACACCUAAUUCACUUUCAUAUCUCAAGUAUUUAAAAAGUUAUGGCCAUUUUCAUACUCGGAAAUUAGCAUCUUGUUCCCUAUUGAUUUUCUAUGGACAUAACAAAAAAGCUGUGAUCGUGGACAGUCAAAAGCCCAUAACUUUCUUAAAAAAUAAGAGAACUGAAUGAAAUUUCCAGUUAUCAUAGAUUGAACCAUUCUGAAACAAAUAUAAAAUAAUCUUACUUGGAUGACCUGAAAUUAAAGCAUAUAAUUAGUUAGUUACCCAAUUGUAGCUAAUUUCAAACUUCAAUUACUAGAUCUAAACAUCUAUCCUUUUCUUAAUAAAUGAUUAACAUUUUUAAAUAGCCCAAGUGUCCAAAUAAUAUUCACAAAUAAUUCACAAUAAAACAUGAUUUUUAAAAUCUGAUUUACAUUAAUUUAUAAGCCAAAUGGAAGGAAUUUAGUGUUCAAUUGCUGUAAAUAAAUGCCCAUUUAAAUCAGCUUUCAAGUCUGAUCCUGUGGAACGAGCUGGUUUAGAACGUUCACAUUGCGGUGGAUUUGUGCCCCCAAAUGCCGAGAAAAAUACUGCGGGAUAUAAUGGGCCCAAAAUAUUAAACUUUGUAUAAAGGGAUCUUAAGAAGCCCUUUUUAAUGUAAAAAUAAACAACUUACCUUCUGUUGUCUGCUGUAUGAGACCCUGCCGGUAGCCAGUGGUUGCAGGUUUAGAGGUUAAUUUUUAAACUACUAUACCAAUUAUAUAAAGCCUUUUAUAACUAAUAAUAGCUGAAGCGACGGGGUCUUCCUGCGAUUUUUCAUUAAUAAUUAACUAGGCUGAACAUCCUCGAUUGGAACAGCCUAGAGAAAAUUGCGUUUUAAACCCGCCCCCUCUAAACGGCGCCAAAACGCGCACACCCGCAGCGACAGAUUUUCAGCUACUCUUCAGGUAGGCUUUGCAACAUACCUACAAUAGGAUAAAUGGCAGACAUCGGUAGUGUGAGAACAAUUAUAUCUCACCUGAACCAGACAUUAUUCUUUCUGAAGCCACAAAGAUUCCACCAAGUAGCGCCUUUCCUUCUUUGUGUUUUAAUUGUAUGUGUUAAAUGUAUGUUUUUAGUGUUCUUUAGUUUGUUUCAUGGGGGGGGGGGACUUUUUCUAGUCUCUUACCUCGACGGGGAUACGAUUAUGUUCCAUAUCGUAUCUCCGUUCACAUACUAACACCGAGGAGUUGGCGGCCUUUGCUGGAGACCAAAUUUGAGUGCUCCUACUGUGGUCGCCUACGGGGCUUUCACAUCGCAGAGCCCGCGUUCCCUUUGCCAUCCAACCGUGGGUGUUUGCAGACUUAACAUAACGGAGCUCGCGGUCUCUGGUCAGAGACUGACCUGCGGGAACUCAACGCUGCAGGACGUUCGACCGCCCCAACACAAGGGCUUCGACCGCCGGCUACAGGAGUUUCGAUC
This is a messenger RNA of Leucoraja erinaceus (little skate), 5556 nucleotides long. RefSeq lists its product as uncharacterized. Gene Ontology annotation, molecular function: GTP binding. The coding region runs from base 6 to 1499 and encodes 497 amino acids. Lineage: Eukaryota; Metazoa; Chordata; Chondrichthyes; Rajiformes; Rajidae. The record is from RefSeq and is a predicted model, not a curated record. The transcript has a single exon.